Messenger RNA from Polychytrium aggregatum, 951 nucleotides. RefSeq names its product ribosomal protein S3Ae. The record is from RefSeq and is a predicted model, not a curated record. Gene Ontology annotation, cellular component: ribosome; cytosol. Gene Ontology annotation, molecular function: structural constituent of ribosome. The coding region runs from base 58 to 831 and encodes 257 amino acids. The transcript is spliced from 6 exons. NCBI's taxonomy places the organism in Eukaryota, Fungi, Chytridiomycota, Chytridiomycetes, Polychytriales. Gene Ontology annotation, biological process: translation.
CCUUACUCUGCAUAUUGGCUCAAUCCUUCGGAGUCGCAGAUACAUAUUUAAGUCAACAUGGCUGUCGGAAAGAACAAGCGUCUCUCUAAGGGAAAGAAGGGUCUCAAGAAGAAGACCAUCGACCCCUUCGCCCGCAAGGAGUGGUACGACAUUAAGGCCCCCAGCUUCUUCGAGAUCCGCAACAUUGGCAAGACCCUCGUCAACCGCACCCAGGGCCUGAAGAACGCCAACGAUGCCCUCAAGGGCCGUGUUGUCGAACUGUCGCUCUGUGAUCUCAACAAGAACCAGGAUGACUCUUUCCGCAAGAUCCGCCUCCAGGUUCAGGAGAUCCAGGGCAAGAGCUGCCUCACCAACUUCUACGGCAUGGACUUCACCACCGACAAGCUCCGCUCCCUCGUCAAGAAGUGGCAGUCCCUCAUUGAGGCUCACGUUGACGUCAAGACCACCGACGGCUACCUGAUCCGCCUCUUUGCCAUUGCCUUCACCAAGCGCCGCCCCAACCAGCAGCGCAAGACCACCUACGCUACCCACGCCCAGAUCCGCCAGAUUCGCCAGAAGAUGUUCGAGAUCAUGACCCGCGAGGCCUCCUCGUGCGACCUGAAGGAGCUCGUCCAGAAGUUCGUUCCCGAGGUCAUUGGCAAGGAGAUCGAGAAGGCCACCCAGGGCAUCUACCCUCUCCAGAACGUCUACGUUCGCAAGGCCAAGAUCCUCAAGUCCCCCAAGUUCGACAUUGGCAAGCUCAUUGAGCUCCACGGCGAUCUCAGCUCUGACACUGGAGCCAAGGUCUCCAAGGGUGACUUUGUUGAGCCCGCCAUCCUCGCCGAGGUCUAAGGAGCGACAUGCAUCUGUAUGUAUCAGUGACCAAUACAUUGUUUCGAUAUGAAGAUCUAGCGACCCAAUGCUUCUGUCGACACCAUGCCGAGCUAUAUAUUUCUCGAUAUCCACUGUCAA